ACAGAAUUAGUGACAUCCUGUUUGCUAGUGACCUCGACGAAUUUUGGAGCAAAAACAGAAGUCACCGAGUUUGCAAAGAUAAAAUAGCACAGUUACAUAAACUGAAGUUAUUUUAUAAGGAGUCGCGAUACUGCAUCUAGAAACCGACGAUGGGGUCGGUUUGGUUUUUAUUGGUGUUUGUGUUGAUGCCGUCUGGUGGAUCAGGCUACCCUCAAAAGACACUCCAUGACGUCAUUGAAAAGUCUAUUGCCGCGAGACGUCAGCAAAGGGAAGCAACUUGCGGAGGAGAGUUUGUAAAUGACAAUGGCGGCCACAUCCAACUCGAAACCAUCUCGGAAAAUGGUACCGAAUUCUACAAACCGGAUACAGAGUGCACAUGGAAUAUAAAGGUCAAGGAGGAUCACCACGUCAUCUUGAAUUCGUUGUACUUUGACCUGGAGCUGAGUGACAAUUGCGAAUGGGAUUAUGUAGAGAUAGUGGAUGGCCAUCGCAGUCACAAAUUCUGCAGCUGGGACCCAUUGCUUUAUAUCUCCGUUAGCAACAAGCUGACAAUGAAUUUCAAAUCCGACUACUCGUACGAGGGCAAAGGCUUCGAAUUUUCCGUGAUGCCGUCAAUUCCGAAUUUCAAACAAAAAGAUUCAGACAAAGGCAAGACAUGUAACAACUCAAUAAUAGCGAAAAGUGGCGACAAAGACAGUAUCUGGAAUCACGAGCAUGAAGGAAAGAACUGCUACUACUCAAUAAUGGUUCCCCCCGGUCAUACAGUGCAACUGAAGCUGAAAAUGCUGAAUUUCGCCUCCACAUGUGAAGAAGAACGUGUUGUGGUCCGGGAUGGAGUGAGUACCCAUGGAAAGACGCUUUGGACAAUAUGCAGUGGGGAGGUGCCGGAAAAAGAGGUGAAGCGUGCAAACAAGGUCUUCAUCGAGUACCACAAUCCUCUGGGCAACGAGGGUGACAGGUUUCAAAUCGAGUACUCUGUCGUCAUUGACAACUUUACACCGGCGCCGACCGUAGCACCAAAACCAUCACCUGUUGGCGGAAAUCAGAGCUGUAGCGGCAUUUUGUCUGAUAUCGACGAAGGGUUUACUGGACACAUUCUGUAUACGGCACCAAACUACGAAGACGACAGACACUGUGUUCUGGUGGUUCGUACAGCUACGCACAAUCAUGUAGUUCAGGUGCACUUUAACAGAUUCGAAAUGGAAGACUCGGACAACUGCGAGUUUGAUUCGCUAAACAUUUUCUCUGGAGAAAGGGCUGAUUCCGCUUCUCUUGGUGGUCCUUACUGCGCUUCCAGCUUGGAUGGUCGCACAUUUCUGAGCAGUGGGAACACAAUGCGAGUGGUAUUCAAGACGGACCAGUCUUUGUCUUUCUUCGGAUUUCAGGCCAAUUUCACAUUUGUGCACAUGGACCAUCUUGACAAAGAUUGUGGAUGCAGGAGGAAUGCAGUAUGUGUUGUACAAGGUUUUGAAAAGAUGUGCAUUGCCGGGUCCAAGUGUAGCGAUUCUCGCUGUGAGAAUGGAGCCACGUGUGUGAACAAUGGAAGUGCUGAUCAUUGCUACUGUACUGCAGGGUUCACUGGGAAAUUCUGCAAUGAAAGGGCAGGCUCUGCUGGUCGUCUAAAAUUUACACAUGCGCCUCAAAGCCGGACAGUCAAGAAAGGUGGAGAGUCUGAAAACCUUUGCCAGGUGGAGAAACCUGCAUCAGGACAACCUGUCCUCUACUCUUGGUAUUUUAAAGGACAAAUCAUUGGCGAUUACCAAAGAAGUUCCAAAUUUGGAGACCAAGGACAGGGUCUGCUAAGGAUUGGUGACUUUGAUGAAAAGUUUGAAGGAAGAUACACAUGUGUAGCUAGAGCGGGCAAUGCAACUGCGGAACACACACUUACUCUUACAAUGGUAGAGGAAUGCCUGCUAGAGAUGCAUGGGCCAUCGGAUUCAGAUUAUGAUACCGAUGAAACUGCCAUCAUGUCUUGUUCGGCCGACGGAGCAAACGACAUUUGGUGGGAGAAGGAUAAUGUGAAAAUAAAAACGGAACCAACAGGAAAAUUCAGUAAAAUGCAAAACAACUUUCUUCGUAUCGCCAACGCAGCUACACAGGACUCGGGUGUGUACACGUGCGUCGCCCAUGAUACAAAGGGCUGUGAGAGCAGACGCAGUGCACGGCUCACUGUAACGAACAGGGGAUACUAUGAAAAAUAUUGCGGUAUAGCCUAUACUGAUCAAGUACGCAAAAGCAGAGCUCAAGGUUACAUUUCUAUGGGCGAUGCAGCCCAUCCGAAGGACAACCCCUGGCACGUCAGUUUAUUUUCGAAGGGACAAAAUCGUCCGUUUUGUGGUGGGUCAUUGAUAAGCCGAAAAUUUGUAGUGACCGCAGCCCAUUGUAUUGGCGACUAUAAACCAGUCAACGAUUUUCAGACAAAUGUUAUGAUAGAAUUCGGCAGUCUUUCGUGUGCUCCAACUGCAGAUUUAAGACGGGCUAUUAAGUCCAUCACUAUCCACCCUCAGUUCAACAAGACUGCACCUUUUGACAGUGACAUUGCCUUGCUGGAACUCAGUGAGCCAGUGGAUUAUUCGGAUAACGUGCGUCCAGCAUGUGUUCAAGAUUACUCCAAGAUUGAAAGACUAAUGACUGGUUCAAGUAGUCCUCAAGGAAAGGCAGUUGGAUGUGGUGUACUCCGGCAGGGUAGCGAAGAACAACCAAAAGACCUUCAGCAAAUUUUCCUGCCGUAUGUGCAAAGAGACACAUGUGAAGAAGAUUUUGAAGAAACUAAGUAUCGACUAACACAGAAUAUGUUUUGUGCAGGCCAGAAGAAACGUCGAGUUGGCGACGUCUGCAAGGGUGACAGUGGUGGUGGUUUCAUGAUGGAAUUUCAGGGAAGGUUCCAGUGGGUUCUCGCCGGCAUUGUUUCGUUUGGGUUCCUGUGUGAUAGUCCAAACAACUACACCAUGUUCACCAACGUGGGCAAAUUCUAUGGUUGGAUAGACGGCAUUGCCAAGUUUACUGAUGAGAAAGUCAACAUCGACUUUCUUGACAACUGAUUAUAUCUUCAGUGCUACCUACAUGCUUGGUCAAGCAUGGUCAACGUUUUAAUUGAGAUGACUUUUAACGGAUUAUUAUUUAAACAAAAACACGAAAACUUUGAUUAACUUUGCUUCAAUGAUUGGAUGGCUUGUUGCAAACCAACGAUUCGUUAAAUUGGUAUUUUUAAAUCAUUUUUAAUAUCCAGCGUAUCAGCUGAAUAUGUUUUCAUAAUUGUUCAUGGAAUGAAAAAUGCAGUAUCAAAUAACAAAACAAACGGUGCUUCGAUUAAUAUAAUGCAUAUACAUGCAUAUUAAAUUUGUUUUAUGUAAUCAUUUAAAAUAAAGUCAUGUAUUUUCGAGAACAAUGCUGCUCAUUUUUUAAUUAAGAAUAUAUUAACUGCAUUGUCUUUGUGCCAUGUAAAUAAAAUAUGUGCUUAAUUCGAA
Dreissena polymorpha is the source of this 3467-nucleotide messenger RNA. RefSeq lists its product as uncharacterized. The record is from RefSeq and is a predicted model, not a curated record. The coding region runs from base 150 to 3041 and encodes 963 amino acids. Gene Ontology annotation, molecular function: serine-type endopeptidase activity. Gene Ontology annotation, biological process: proteolysis. Lineage: Eukaryota; Metazoa; Mollusca; Bivalvia; Myida; Dreissenidae. The transcript has 21 exons.